Molecule: messenger RNA, 2542 nt
Organism: Micropterus dolomieu (smallmouth bass)
Lineage: Eukaryota; Metazoa; Chordata; Actinopteri; Centrarchiformes; Centrarchidae
Gene: slc36a1
Product: solute carrier family 36 member 1
Exons: 12
Coding region: 251-1696 (481 amino acids)
Biological process (GO): glycine transport; L-alanine transport; proton transmembrane transport
Cellular component (GO): vacuolar membrane
Molecular function (GO): L-proline transmembrane transporter activity; L-alanine transmembrane transporter activity; glycine transmembrane transporter activity
Source: RefSeq, a predicted model, not a curated record
UUUUGACGCCGAGAGUCGAACCGACUUCAAUCUGUGCAGUGAUAUCGCGCCGCGUUCAACCAGACAUGGUUCAAAGAAGGGGUCUGCGGCGAGUUUAGCCCUCUAGGAAAAGCCAACCAGAGAACCAGAGAGGAGGCAGAACGCGAGGUUUCUCCGAGCGGGUAGCUGUAAAUGCAGGGCUCCCUGACCUCCCAGCAUUAGGAUCUGUGAGGCUGGGAGAGACGACACCCAGCCGUCCACUUGACCUAACAUGAUGGCCUCCAGCGACGUAGACGUCCGUGGUGAAGGUUCUUUCUUCUCUGACCAAAAUCCCUCAGAGAUGGAUGCGCUUUGUCCCUCUCCGCCUGGACCCUCCAGACCCCAACGUAACUACGAGAGAAUUGGAGAACGGACGGGAACCUCUUUUUGUCAGACUCUUAUCCACCUGUUGAAAGGGAACAUCGGUACGGGGCUGCUGGGGCUGCCUCUGGCUGUCAAGAAUGCAGGCCUGGUGCUCGGGCCCAUCAGCCUGCUGUGUAUGGGUGUUAUAGCAGUCCACUGUAUGAGGCUGCUGGUGAAAUGUUCCCACCACCUCAGUGUAAAGAUAAACAGGCCGUCUCUGACCUACGGGGAGGCUGUGCAGUAUGGGAUGGAAAACGUUUCAUGGCUGAGGAGACAUUCACAGUUGGGAAAACAGACGGUGAACUUGUUUCUAAUCAUCACCCAGCUGGGCUUCUGCUGCGUCUACUUCGUCUUCCUCAGUGACAAUAUCAAGCAGGUGGUAGAAGCAGCCAACGCCACCACCUUCAGCUGCCAAAUGAACUACACCAACCAGACCCAGAUCCUGGUGCCGAGCUUCGACUCGCGUCUCUACAUGCUCUGCUUCCUGCCUUUCUUCAUCCUGCUGGUUUUCACCCCCAACCUGAAGUACCUGGCUCCCCUCUCUCUGGUCGCAAACCUCGUCAUGACCGCCAGCUUGAUCCUCAUCUACUUCUACUCGCUCACGAACAUCACAUACCCCAUCAACCUACCUGAAGUCGGCAGAGCAAAAGACUACCCUCUCUUCUUUGGGACAGCCAUCUUUGCCUUCGAAGGGAUCGGAGUGGUUCUUCCCCUGGAGAACAAGAUGCAGAAGCCACAGAGUUUCAUCCCAGUUCUUUAUUUGGGGAUGGGCAUUGUCACCUUUCUCUAUAUCAGCCUCGGCACCAUAGGAUAUAUGUGCUUUGGAGAGCACAUAGGAGGGAGCAUCACUCUCAACCUGCCAAACUGCUGGACAUACCAGGCUGUGAAGCUGCUGUACUCUUUUGGUAUUUUCAUCACGUUCGCCCUGCAGUUCUAUGUUCCAGCAGAGAUUCUCAUACCACCGGUAUUGGCUCGCGUGUCAGCGAGGUGGGAGAGAGCUGUCGACCUGUUGCUCCGCACCGUCUUGGUCAUCUUCACAUGUGCCCUCGCCAUCCUCAUACCUGAGCUGGACCUUGUCAUCUCAUUGGUCGGCUCGGUCAGCAGCAGUUUCCUGGCUCUGAUCUUUCCACCCAUCCUUCAGAUUUUAGCCUUUCACACAGAGGGCCUGUCGCCCCUGGUGACCAUCAAGAACGUCGCCAUCAGCCUGGUUGGUUUGAUUGGGUUCGUCACAGGAACCUACAUCGCCAUCGAGCAAAUCAUCGCCCGUAACGGACUCAAACAUGAAGAGACAUUCACCUCCUACAUGGUCCAGUGAUGAAGCAAACUGACUGACGGCCAUUUAGAAACCAUUUUCAUGUUUUUGAUCGUUGAUUUGCUCCUUUUUGGAUAUGGUGUCCAUUUUAAGUCUCAUCAAAUGUUUAAGCAUUAUGAAGCUGUAAGGACUUGUGGUACUCCCCUACAGUGUCCUGUCGUAUCUGACAUACACGACUAGUGGCAGUUACUCACUCACACUUCAUCAAGUCCAGCCAUUUAGUGCAAUAUAGUAAUAUAAUUAUGAUAAAAACAAAAUCAUUCCUUCAGGUAGGAAAUACCUUCAAAAGAAUUUAAGAGAAUUGAAGGUGUUCAGAGGUAAUUUAUCAUUUCGACAGCCUGAAUAUAUUGAUGUAUAAUAUUUCAGUCAAAACAUCAAACUACCUCACAAAGGAUUUGGUAUUUCGAAACAUCCAGAUUAGACUAUGUUGCUGAGAUUGUGGGGUCUUGUAACCCUGAAACAGCUUCUCAUAUAGAGCUUGUAUAUUUUGAGCAACCACCUCCAUUGAGGGGGGGGGGGGAAAGGAGGGGGGAAAAAAAAUCUACAGUUUUUGUUGCACUUUGAUUUAUGCCUUAUUCAGUGAAAGCGGCUCACUACAUAGACAACACAUCACGUAACUGUAACUGUUGCAAAAGAUUUUAUUUUAUAACAAAAGGGUUUGGGUGUCAAUGGUUCUGAUUUGAAGCCUGUUUCAAAUUAAUAGGAACCAUGGAUUCUUUGGGAUUUGUGCUUUUUGAUUUCUCUUAUUGAAUCUUGUCAGGAGGUUAGGACCUGGUGCACACUGUGUUCAUCACUGGCGGGCAUGCUUAAAAGUAUGGAAGUAAAUUACAUUCACUAAAGGAAAAAAAA